UAUACAUUCUCAUAGUGUUGGUUAAAAUGGCUACUCAUAAAAGAGCUAUUGUUAGUGUCAUUUUCGGUGUCUUAUUAGGUUUAAGCAUUUGUUCAUCAGCUAGAAAUCUUCUCAAUGAAGAAGAAGCUGGUGUCGGUGUAGCACAUGCUGGUGGUGAAGGGGGUUAUGGCGGUGGAGGAGCCUAUGGUGCUGGUGGAGGAACUGGUGGAGGAUAUGGUGCAGGUGGAGGAAGUGGUGCAGGGUAUGGUUCUGGUCAUGGUGCUGGCUAUGGUGCUGGAGGUGGACAUGGUGGUGGCGUUGUUGGUGGAGGAUCUCAAGGUGGAGGAUCUCAAAGUGGAGGUUACGGUGCCGGAAAUGGUAGAGGAGCUGGUGGUGGGGUUGUUGGUGGUGGAGGUAGUGGAAUAGGUGCUGGUGGGGCUCAUGGUGGUGGUUACGGUGUCGGAGGUGGCGGGGGAGCUGGAGGAGCUCAUAAUGGUGGUUAUGGUGCCGGAGGUGGUGGAGCUCAUGGUGGUGGUUACGGUGUCGGAGGUGGUGGAGCUCAAGGAGGAGGUUACGGUGCUGGAGGAGCUGGUGGAGCGCAUGGUGGUGGUUAUGGUGCCGGAGGUGGUGGUGGAGCUGGUGGAUCUCAAGGUGGUGGUUACGGAGCUGGAGGUGGUGGAGCUCACGGUGGUGGUUAUGGUGCUGGAGGUGGUGGCGGAGCUGGUGGAGCUCAUGGUGGUGGCUAUGGUGCUGGAGGUGGCGGAGCUCACGGUGGUGGUUACGGUGCUGGAGGUGGUGGAGCUCACGGUGCUGGUGGUUACGGUGAUGGAGGUGGUGGAGCUGGUUACGGUGGAGGUGAUGGUGGUUACUAAACAUAUUGCUGUGACCGGAAAAUAUAUAUUAUGAAUAAGAGUUUGAAUUGGAAGGAGGAGUUCUGAGAAGUUCUGAAAGAUACAUCAUUGGUAUAAUGUAUGUUUUACAACUUAUAUUCAGAAAGUGUAUCAUGAUGUUAUUUAUCUAGUUUGGAGAAACCGCUGUGUGCUUCUGUGAUACUGUUAUUAAUUCUGAACGUACCACCUAUUCAAUCAAAAUUCUACUGUUACGAUUGA
Messenger RNA from Papaver somniferum (opium poppy), 1088 nucleotides. RefSeq names its product glycine-rich cell wall structural protein 1.8-like. The record is from RefSeq and is a predicted model, not a curated record. The coding region runs from base 27 to 851 and encodes 274 amino acids. NCBI's taxonomy places the organism in Eukaryota, Viridiplantae, Streptophyta, Magnoliopsida, Ranunculales, Papaveraceae. The transcript has 2 exons.